GCCGCCGGUGCGGCGCGCGGCGGGCACCGUGGCGCUGCGGCGCUCGGGAAGACCCAUGGUGUGCGCGGCGGGUGCGGCGAGCUGCGAAGAGACGAAGAGAGAAGGUGAGAGGUGGGGGGGCCGAGGAGAGGGAGAGAAGGGGGUAUGAGGCCACGCGGGCCGAGCAGAGGAGAGGGCCGGAGAGAGGAAGGAGUGUGUGGGGGAGAGAGAGGUGAGAAGGGGGUGCGGAGAGGGCCGUCUGGGAUGAGCUCGAGCGGCAGCGGGCAGCCGCGCCAGAGCGAGAGCCGGGUUCGCCCUCGCCGGCCGGACAGGCACAGCGUGAGCGUGAGCCCUGGCAGGGACGCAGCAGCAGCAGCGCGGGGCUCGGCGAGCUUGACGACGCAAAGUCGUGCGCACACGGCGCGCGGGCUGCGAAUCGGCGGCCUGCUCUGCUUGCUCGCCGCAGGGCGCAGGAGAGCAGUCUGGGGCCCUCGUCUGCGUGAAGGGCCGCGCAGAACGAGCCCAAAGUGCGCGGCACAGCUCCUCUCGCAAGGUGCCCGGGCGAUCAUUCAGCGCGCGCUGCCGAUGGGGAAAUUGGGCAGCGGCAGCCUCAGCGGUGCGGCACACGGCUGCGCGGGGCCUCCUCGCAGACGUCGUGCGUGCAGCGAAGCGCCGCUCUCGCUCUCCGCACCCCGACGGCGACGGCGUCGGCAGCGGCCUCGCCUCGCCUCUCUCGCCUCGCCGUGCCGCCGUCACGGCCGACUCCGCCAGCAGGCGCUGCGUCCGCUGCGCAGCUGCCCUUGCAGGCGCAGGGCGUGUCAAAUAUCCGCUCCCCGCUGCAGCGCCCGCUCGAGGCACCGCAGCGGUGCCGUGCACGCAUCGCCGUUUUCCGCCGCGCUAGAGCGGUGCUCGUUGGCCCGCCGUCGAGGCUGCACACUCGUGUGCUGCCCCAAGGGGCUAGCGAGGUCUCGCCUUGCUCUCCCCGCAGCCCAGGGCGCAGAACGCAGCAGCGCCCAGGCACUGCGCCAGCGCCCGACAGCUCGCUCAACUUGCUGCCUGACCGCCUUAGCGCAGCGCGACUUUGCGGUCCAUGACGCACAAGCGCGGCCGACUACAGCCCCGCGCCGCCGCACUUGAAGCGCCGACUACAAAGCUGCUGCUCGCCGGCGAGACAAGACCGCAGCAACGUGAGACCGCGUCCAUCCCUGUGCG
Molecule: messenger RNA, 1191 nt
Organism: Tilletiopsis washingtonensis
Lineage: Eukaryota; Fungi; Basidiomycota; Exobasidiomycetes; Entylomatales
Exons: 1
Coding region: 145-1116 (323 amino acids)
Source: RefSeq, a predicted model, not a curated record